CGAUUGUCCUGCUUCACACAGUAUAUAUAUCAGCGCGAGCUUACUCGUCUCCCGAUACUACAGUCCCCCUUAUCCACUCUAAGCGCAACCGCUGAAAUCAAGGCAAUGGCGGAUGGUUCUAUCAAGCACCGCGUUCUCAUCACCGGCUUCGGCCCUUUCCACACGAUUGUGAACAAUCCGUCUUGGCUCGCGGUGCAGACGCUCCACGACCUCGUCAUCAACACCACCCCUCCACGCGGGCAGCCUCCGAAGGGCGGCAAACCGGAACUUGUCCACAUCACCUCUCUCUAUAUGCCGGUCGUCUACUCCGCCGUCCUGCGCACCGUCCCGGGGCUGCACGCCGCGCCCCCGGUGCUCCCGGCCUCCGAUCUCCCCCCAGAGGGGACAUCGCUCGCCCCGCCAGAAGAUGGCUACUCUCUCAUCGUGCACGUGGGCGUGGCAGGACCAGGCAUCCUGCGCGCCGAGCGCCUGGGGCAUAAAUCGGGCUACCGCUCGCCCGACCACGAGGGUGCGUUCGCGCCGGAGAUCGGGCUAGGCAGGCGCGGGUUCGGCGGGGCGAGGUACGGCGUGGAGUUCGCGGACGAGCUGCGGACGGCGGUGGACGUGGAUGGCCUCACGGCGCAUUUGACGACGGAUGCUGAUCCGUUGGAGAUCGUGACUUCCAAUGACGCAGGUCGUUUUUUAUGCGACUUCAUCUACUACUGCUCGCUCGCCGAGUCCCAAAGAGCGGGUCGCAAGACCCCGGUGCUCUUCAUUCAUUGUCCUCCGGUCGACGAGAGUCUCUCUACUGAACGAGUAGCCGGAGGACUAGUGCGUAUCAUCUCCUACAUCUGCGGCCAACUGUGAAAGUGUCCGUUCCGGGCCGGACAUGAAGUCAUUAUUACUGCAUUGUAUCACCUCUCCGUUCUCGGAUUCAUGAUUUCAUCGGAAAACGGGCUCUUUGCCCGGAGAUUGGGUCCGAAUCUGACGAGAAUCUGCCAAAGCGAGGCUCGUCAAUAGACCGGAGAUAGAAAACGCAACUCACGAAUGGGAUCGGAAUCAAUAACACAGCCAUUCCAGCGAAGAACAGGUUGCAUGAACGAAACGACCACGCCUGGAACAUCUUGUUAAUGAAUAGAGGAAAACCGGCGCCUGCGAUGUUUCCUGAAGCAGGUCGAUCCUCGAUUGAUUUGUGAGAUCGGAAAGUAUCUCACUCAGAAGCGACUGCGUUGCCAAAGCGGAUGAUGCGUAUGGGCCAUAGCUAUUUUAGACUUGUUCGAGAACGGCAACAACAGACGUAAUAAAAAUGUGCUCACCAGUCUGUCAAAUAUGCAAAGAC
Molecule: messenger RNA, 1318 nt
Organism: Mycena citricolor
Lineage: Eukaryota; Fungi; Basidiomycota; Agaricomycetes; Agaricales; Mycenaceae
Source: the annotation of a GenBank genome assembly